Messenger RNA from Radiomyces spectabilis, 471 nucleotides. RefSeq lists its product as uncharacterized. Bases 166 to 393 code for a protein of 75 amino acids. NCBI's taxonomy places the organism in Eukaryota, Fungi, Mucoromycota, Mucoromycetes, Mucorales, Radiomycetaceae. The transcript has a single exon. The record is from RefSeq and is a predicted model, not a curated record.
GCCGAAGCAAGAAUAAGCAAGUCGAUGUAGGCGCAGCCAGAGACCCGUCAACACGAGAGAACUCAAGUGUAUCACCCCCGCAAACUCUGGAAGAACGCCACUCGACUUUUCAGUCGGAACCCUUCAGUUGAACUUAUCACCUACCAGAUCGAACCCCUCCUGUCGAUGACCCUACUUCGUCAACAACAGUCAUUGGGGCCCCUGCGACAGUGUCACAAUAGGGGAGGUAUUCUUUCAUCCGACGUCGGCUCAGGGGCCCUCUCGGGGCGUAAGCCACAAGCCUUGACGUGGUAUCAUUCCCAAAAGCAUAUGGAAUCCCCCGGUCGCAAAAGCGCUACUCAAAAGAGUAGCUUGCUCCACGCGCAACGUGAUGACAAUAGUACAGCCCAUUAGCAAUCAAAGAUGAAAGACGACAGUGUUGGAGACCAGCCAUGAUACAGGAUGUAAUGGCCAAGCAAAACGUUGACCAAC